AUAGAGAAUCAGCUUACAGAGCUGGAGCAGCGGCUAGCACAAACAGAGAAGAUGCUCAACUCCAUUCUGACCCAACUGGACCCAUUGACAAGUUGUGUCAAGUCUGUGGCCCAGGAACAGAAGAACGAGAUCAUGUCCCAACUCCAGUCCAUCCGCCACCUGAUGAAGAAGAGAGGCAUGGACUGUCCACCCCUUAACAUUGAAGAGCCACAGUGCGAGAGGAACCUGGAUGACCUCAUCGAGUCUCUGGCAGCCCACGGCGACACCUCACCAGAGAUGGUUGCUCCUGCGGAAGACGAUCAAAGUGGUGUGGAGAAAGAGGAGGAGCCAGUCCACCAGCAGCACCACCCUGAAUCCAAGGGUGAGAACUCAGUGACUGACGCUCAGGAGGAGGAAAUGCCCUCCUUGGAGGAUUCUUGUGAGACAAACAUUGAGGACAUAGGCCUAGCCCAGAACAUUCCAGAAGAAAUGCCUACAACUGGGCUCAGACGCCGCAACAGGCUGGAAUGAACAGAAAAAAGGGUGUUUUAAACUGUACAUGAAUAAAGCCAUACAUGUAUUUUCUCAUUCUUAAUGGCACUACUGCAGUCUGUUCAGUAAUGCUCUUGCUUUUGGCUCGUAGUUGAAUAAGAAAGGGCAGCUAUCAUUGUGAAAGAAUUUUGUCCAAGGUUGUGUGUGAUGGAGGUGAUUUUUUUCUGUUCCAUCCCUUAAAGCAUAGCAGAUCCCUGGCUAGGCCAAUGUGUAGGUUUAGGACUUACUCCUGACAAAUAAAAGCCCCAGAAGCCUAACUCCAUAUAAUUUGACUUAUUUCUGGAGGUUUUCCUUGUCAGGCCCCAAGUAUGAGGCCUGAGUUUUCCAUCCUUGAACCAAACGUUAGUUAGUAUGUAAGGUGCCUGUAAAUGUGUUUUCAUCACGUGAUGCUGCUUGGAAACCCUGUACGUCAUUAUAUGCUGCCAUCUUUUAGAAGCAAUCAUUUCGGCCCUAACUAUCAAGACCUCAAAGUGUGUUAUGCAAUCUUGCAACAGCCAUCAUCCGUAUGUCAUAGAAUAGUCAAAAUAAUAAAAAAUGUCAAACAUGGUUAACUAUAAAUAGCUACAUUUAGUUUUUCUACUACGUACUCGAGUCUACAAACUACAAGUGCAAGCUUGUGACGUUUGGCUUGUGGUAUGAUUUGCUUGUUUUCAGACAUCUUAUGCAUGUGUUUUUCUCUGCAACUGAUCUUGAAUGUCCUGGUGGAUAAAACUGCAUGAGUUCUCUUACUAGAGGGAGAUGCAGGACAAUCAUGAAUGUAUUGAUGACAUAGUCUAAAUCAUGCCUCUCCAACCCUGUUCCUGGAGAGCUACUGUCCAGUGUGUUUCUCUAUAACCCUGUUCCUGGAGAGCUACUGUCCAGUGUGUUUCUCUAUAACCCUGUUCCUGGAGAGCUACUGUCCAGUGUGUUUCUCUAUAACCCUGUUCCUGGAGAGCUACUGUCCAGUGGGUUUCUCUAUAACCCUGUUCCUGGAGAGCUACUGUCCAGUGGGUUUCUCUAUAACCCUGUUCCUGGAGAGCUACUGUCCAGUGGGUUUCUCUAUAACCCUGUUCCUGGAGAGCUACUGUCCAGUGGGUUUCUCUAUAACCCUGUUCCUGGAGAGCUACUGUCCAGUGUGUUUCUCUAUAACCCUGUUCCUGGAGAGCUACUGUCCAGUGUGUUUCUCUAUAACCCUGUUCCUGGAGAGCUACUGUCCAGUGUGUUUCUCUAUAACCCUGUUCCUGGAGAGCUACUGUCCAGUGUGUUUCUCUAUAACCCUGUUCCUGGAGAGCUACUGUCCAGCGUGUUUCUCUAUAACCCUGUUCCUGGAGAGCUACUGUCCAGUGUGUUUCUCUAUAACCCUGUUCCUGGAGAGCUACUGUCCAGUGUGUUUCUCUAUAACCCUGUUCCUGGAGAGCUACUGUCCAGUGUGUUUCUCUAUAACCCUGUUCCUGGAGAGCUACUGUCCAGUGUGUUUCUCUAUAACCCUGUUCCUGGAGAGCUACUGUCCAGUGUGUUUCUCUAUAACCCUGUUCCUGGAGAGCUACUGUCCAGUGUGUUUCUCUAUAACCCUGUUCCUGGAGAGCUACUGUCCAGUGUGUUUCUCUAUAACCCUGUUCCUGGAGAGCUACUGUCCAGUGUGUUUCUCUAUAACCCUGUUCCUGGAGAGCUACUGUCCAGCGUGUUUCUCUAUAACCCUGUUCCUGGAGAGCUACUGUCCAGCGGGUUUCUCUAUAACCCUGUUCCUGGAGAGCUACUGUCCAGCGGGUUUCUCUAUAACCCUGUUCCUGGAGAGCUACUGUCCAGCGGGUUUCUCUAUAACCCUGUUCCUGGAGAGCUACUGUCCAGCGGGUUUCUCUAUAACCCUGUUCCUGGAGAGCUACUGUCCAGCGGGUUUCUCUAUAACCCUGUUCCUGGAGAGCUACUGUCCAGUGGGUUUCUCUAUAACCCUGUUCCUGGAGAGUUACUGUCCAGUGGGUUUCUCUCCAACCCUAAUCUAGCACGCGUGAUCCUAAUAAUUAGCUGGUUGAUAAGGGGAAUCCAGUUAGUUAUAAGGGGUUUGUGGGAACCUACCGGGGGGUAGCUCUUCAGGAGCAGAGUUGGAGAGCCCUGGUCUGAAUUAAUUUGCAUUUGUCCAGUUAUGUAGUUCAGAUUAAGCACGAUAUGUGUAUUUAGCAACACAAACAUGCAUUCUGCUCUGUUUUUAUAUUUGUUUAAAUAUUUUGUGAUCUAUCGUUGACUGUAGUUAACACAGAAGUUAGCCUCUGGUUAGAACCAACCCAGUGAAACUACAGGAUAGAACAGAAAUCAAAUGAUCUCAUUGGUUUUGUCUUAAAUUGCACCCUACCUAUUCCCUAAUAUAGUAGGCCUCUGGUCAAAAGUAGGGAAUAUGGUGACAUGAUCUGUGUAGUAAUACUGUACCAGCAAUCAAAUAAUCACGUUUGUGUAGAAAUGUUGUACCACAAGACUUUUCAAAACACUGAUAAAUAUCUUGUCUUGUGAUAACUAUAGCUUUGGAGCAAAUGUUUUCAUAUAUCAUAAUUCAUAUAUCUGGAAACUAUAGAAACACUGCGAUGUUUGUCCCCUGUUUGAGAGGUCAUUUGUCGGCUAACUCUAUUUAUUUUGUGUAGCUGUGCUCUUGGGCAUAACUGAGGAACGUUGAAAGAUGGGAGAAAAUGUUCCACUCCUUACUAGAAAAUAAAGGUGCUAUGUGGCAAA
This is a messenger RNA of Oncorhynchus keta (chum salmon), 3228 nucleotides long. RefSeq lists its product as uncharacterized. The record is from RefSeq and is a predicted model, not a curated record. NCBI's taxonomy places the organism in Eukaryota, Metazoa, Chordata, Actinopteri, Salmoniformes, Salmonidae. The transcript has 3 exons. The annotation marks the transcript as partial.